AUGAAGUUCUCCCUUAUCAUCGUUGCUCUCAGCAGCUUCAUGGCAUCUGCCAUUGCUGCACCGGCCAAAAGUGUUCCGGCCAAGGAUAAUAGCGGAGGCAGAGUCGUACUUGAUGGUGCUCAGUGCAGUCCCGUUCAGGGACGUCUAGUGUGUGAUGAUGGUCUCGGCAACACAUUCUUCGCGGACGACCCUUUCUCGUCAUAG
Molecule: messenger RNA, 204 nt
Organism: Colletotrichum abscissum
Lineage: Eukaryota; Fungi; Ascomycota; Sordariomycetes; Glomerellales; Glomerellaceae
Exons: 2
Coding region: 1-204 (67 amino acids)
Source: RefSeq, a predicted model, not a curated record